CACAAUGUCGGACACCAGGUGGCGACAUGAACGUGUGAAACAGUGACAGACGGAAGAAGAAGUGAGUGAAAUGAACCCAUGACUGAAGCUUCACUUUCUGCCGCCGCCUGUGUUUUUUUGCGCGUUAAUCUCGACAUUAAACCUUUUUUCUGACGCAGUGAAAAUGUCGCUGAGGUUCGAAAACAAAGUCGCGAUAGUGAGCGGAGGAUCUAAAGGCGUGGGCAGAGGAAUCGUCUCAGUGUUUGUGAAAAACGGCGCUAAAGUGGUGUUUUGUGCCAGAGGAAGUGCAGCAGGUGAGGCUCUGGAGGCGGAGCUAAACAAAGCAGGACCAGGGUCAUGCAAAUUCAUCUCAUGUGACAUUUCCAAACAGGACGACAUAAAGGUAUAAUCCGCGAAAACCGUGA
This is a messenger RNA of Solea senegalensis (Senegalese sole), 404 nucleotides long. Its product is annotated as 17-beta-hydroxysteroid dehydrogenase 14-like. Lineage: Eukaryota; Metazoa; Chordata; Actinopteri; Pleuronectiformes; Soleidae. The record is from RefSeq and is a predicted model, not a curated record. Bases 164 to 388 code for a protein of 74 amino acids. The transcript is spliced from 3 exons.